AUGACCAAAAUGUUAUGCAUUGAUGACAUCGAGUCAUACGCUUUGCAACACUUGAGUAAAGCGACCGCCGAUUACUAUAAGAGCGGUGCGAAUGACGAGAACACUCUUCGCGAGAAUCGGAGGGCUUUCCAGAGACUGAGAAUUAGACCGCGAUUUCUAUGCGAUGUGAGUGAACGCGAUCUGACGACUACUGUAUUGGGACAUCACCUCUCACUUCCCAUCUGCGCCUCGCCCUCAGCCAUGCAAAGAAUGGCUCAUCCGAUGGGAGAGUUAGCAACGGCUAAGGCGUGUGAAUCUGUGGGAACAAUAAUGACUUUGAGUACAAUCGCC
Messenger RNA from Medioppia subpectinata, 330 nucleotides. Lineage: Eukaryota; Metazoa; Arthropoda; Arachnida; Sarcoptiformes; Oppiidae. The record is from the annotation of a GenBank genome assembly.